Vanderwaltozyma polyspora DSM 70294 is the source of this 330-nucleotide messenger RNA. Its product is annotated as glutaredoxin. Gene Ontology annotation, molecular function: glutathione disulfide oxidoreductase activity. Gene Ontology annotation, cellular component: cytoplasm; nucleus. The record is from RefSeq and is a predicted model, not a curated record. NCBI's taxonomy places the organism in Eukaryota, Fungi, Ascomycota, Saccharomycetes, Saccharomycetales, Saccharomycetaceae. Gene Ontology annotation, biological process: cellular response to oxidative stress. The coding region runs from base 1 to 330 and encodes 109 amino acids. The transcript has a single exon.
AUGGUCAGUCAAGCAACCAUCGAAAAAGUUAAAACAAUGAUUGGUGAAAAACCAGUGUUCGUUGCAGCCAAGUCGUACUGUCCUCAUUGCAGAGCAACAAGAGAAACCCUAUUUGAAGAGUACAACCUACCAAGGGAAAAGGCUUUAGUUUUAGAAUUAGAUUUGAUGACAGAUGGUGCUGAAAUUCAAGAAGCCCUUGCUGAAAUAACUCAUCAAGAUACUGUGCCAAACAUCUUCAUCUAUGGCCAACAUGUUGGUGGUAAUUCAGAUUUGCAAGCAUUGAAGAAGGAUGGUCAAUUGAAGGAAAUGUUAGACCCUGUCUGCCAAUAA